UACUGCCAAUUGCUGCCGUCUUCUUUUCUUCUUCACUCUCCACCCGUUUUUUGCUCUUUCCUCUUUCCCUUUUCACACCAAAGAAAAGAAACAGGCGGACGAAACAAUAGCAACAGUUGGACUGGCUGACUGACAGGACUGCUCCAAUCACCACCACCCCUCACUCUCGCUCACUCUCUACAUUCCUGAUCUCUUUCAUUCCCCACCGCCCACUCACUCGACCCCCAUUCCACAAUGGUUGCCAUGGCACCAGGAUCGAUAGCCCAUCUCUGCGGAAACGACUCGAUCGACACACCCUGGAUUGACGACGACUUUACACCAUGCUUCCACGAGAGCGUUCUCGAUGCAGGAAUCCCGCUUUUGUUCGUCCUUUGUUCUCUGGUGGCAGUCAUCGGAACUGCUGUCUAUAAACACGUCCAUAAGAAUCACACUGGAGAUCACUCUGGAUACCUUCCUAUCACGGCUCAGGACGAGGCACUUGUUGGAUCAGAAGUAGACAUUGAUGAACAAGAGGACCUCGGUCAGGACGGCUCACUCCCUUCAGAAUCGGCUGUUCAUCUCGGUCAAGUUGCAUCUGGGCGCCGCAUAUCUGUUCGUGAUGCCAUUAAGACCGUGGCAGCCCUCGCCUCCCUCGCCACGUCAAUUGUAUGGAUGGUCAGCCGAUCGCGCGAGGACAAGGACACUUAUCUGUACAUUGCACCUUUGGUCUCGACAUGUGCCUGGGCCUAUGUCUCUGUCUUGACCGUCUUCCACCUGCUGAGACCCCUCAAUCCCCUGGUCUCACUCACCCCGCACUUCGCGACCUUUUUCAUCGUCAAUCUGCCCAUUGCCCUGUUCAGGCUCCGUACCCAGAUCAUUCACAGGACAUCGGAUCUGGAGCUGGUUCUGGCCUCGAUCUACUUUGCCGAUGCUAUCCUCCUCGCCCUUCUCGCCCUCACAUCCCAAAAGUCAACCCGCGCUUUGGUCGCAAAGUCAGGGGAGCGUGUCCCCUGUCCAGAGACCUAUGCAUCCCUCUGGGCCCUCGCUUUGUUCUCCUGGGCAGAUCCAUUGAUUGCUCUCGGUUUCAGGCGUGCAUUGAACAAGGAGGAUAUUUGGGACUUCCGCCUGGGCGACUAUUCAUCCGCGGUGAUCCACCACUUCCGUCAAUCAAUCCUCGCUACCCGAAAGAACUACCCGUUCAUUGCGCGUCUCGUGAUCAACUUCAAGAAGCGCAUCACUGUGCAGGCUCUCUGGGCCGUAGUCUGGGGACUGUUGACUUUUGUCGGGCCCUUUGCUUUGGAGCGCAUCCUGUUCUAUGUGGACAACAAGGACACCAUGGCUUCCGAAUGGGGAUACAUUUACGUCUUUGGUAUGUUUUUCGGAAUGCUACUCGCCACCAUUGCUCAGUCUCAGAUGCUCUGGCACGGUCGCCGUAUCUCGAUGCAGCUUCGUUCAAUUGUGGUCGGCGAGGUCUAUGCGAAGGCCCUCCGUCGCAAAGAUCGUGCUGGACAGACUCAAAAGGCUGCCACCAACGACUCAGACGACGAGGGCGGAGAGAACGAGAUGUUUACGUAUGGUGCUAUUAACAACAUGAUCUCGAACGACACCUCCGAAAUUUCAAGCGCUAGUGCGUACCUUCAAGAUAUCUACAUUCUGCCGCUUCAGAUCGCCCUCGCCAUCAUGUUCUUGUACCGCAUUCUUGGAUGGUCUGCUCUUGCUGGUGUUAUCACCAUGGCCUGUUUCAUUCCCUUCAAUUUGUUCCUGACCAAGAGAGUCGAGAUCAUUCAGGAUGAACUGAUGAAGGCAACCGAUAAGCGUGCUGAGCUCAUGAACGAACUCCUGCAGGCUAUUCGUAUUAUCAAGUUCUUCUCUUGGGAACGCAAUUUUUACGGCAAGGUUGACAAGGCUCGCGAGAAUGAGCUGUACAAGCUGCGUCUGCGCUUCACCUGGUGGAUUUUCGGCACUGCUCUGUGGUUCGGAACACCUGUUGUGGUCACCAUCACCACCUUCUUUGUCUACACCAAGCUGGCUGGCAAUAUCUUGACAGCCACUAUUGCCUUCCCAGCCUUGGCACUCUUCAAUGUCCUACGAGCACCCAUGGAUGCCUUCCCCGAAAUGCUCUCUCUGUGCCUGCGUGCCAAGGUCUCAGCUGCCCGUAUCGAUCGUUUCUUGGAUGAGGAGGAGGUCUUGGUCUACGCCAAUGCUAAUGCCAAGCCUCGCAAGAACUUGCCUACCGACCCCAUCAUCGGAUUCAAAAACGCGACCUUUUCGUAUGCCGGAAAGACGCAGCAGGAUGCUGCCAAUGCCGCACAUGAGGUCGGCGAAACACUCAGCGGCCAUCAUUUUGAGCUCAAGGACUUGAACCUCGAAUUUCCUGUCGGAGAACUGUCUGUGAUCACUGGACCCACCGGAAGCGGCAAGACCUCGCUGUUGUUGUCACUUCUUGGAGAGAUCAACCCUGUCAAGGGCCAAGCCUUUUUGCCUCGGCGUGACUCGCAUGAUAUCAAUCCUGUCACCGGACUCACGAACGGGAUCGCCUAUGUCGCCCAGCAGGCCUGGCUGCAAAACAACACCGUCCGCAACAACAUUCUGUUCGGCUCACCCUUUGAGCAGCGCCGCUACGAUCAGGUCAUCGAAAUGUGUGCUCUCCGACGCGACUUUGAAAUUCUGGAACACGGCGACGAGACGGAGAUUGGUGAGCGUGGAAUCACUCUUUCGGGGGGUCAGAAACAGCGCAUUGCUCUAGCCCGUGCGAUCUACUCGAGAGCUGGACAUAUCUUGCUGGACGACUGCCUGUCGGCUGUGGAUGCCCAUACUGCCAAGUGGCUCUUUGCCAAGUGCCUGAUGGGUCCUUUGAUGCAAGGACGCACCCGGGUUCUGGUUACCCAUGCCGUCUCCCUGACCCUGCGCGGUGCAGCCCAUGUGGUUGUUCUCAGGAACGGUGUUGUCGUCGCUAACGGAACUCCAAACCAGGUCCUGGAAGCCGGCGUUUUUGGCGACGAGGUGACCAACGAGGAACAGAUCAUUGACGAACCACAUCCCGACGACCGUACUGUUGCUGGAAUCGAAGAGACUGAGGACGAGAAUGGAACAAGCACUCCUGUUGCUUCCUCCUCCGCGGCUCUGAUUGCGUCUGGAAAGAAGAACUCGAGCAGCGAUGAUUCCUCGACCAACUCGACCAUCCCUGUCAAGGAGAAGAAGAAGCUCAUGGAGGAUGAAGGGAAGACUGAUGGCUCUGUCUCUUGGGGCGUCUACAAGUUGUACUUUGGAUCUAUGGGUGGUAUCCCGUACUGGAUCUUUUUGCUAUCAUCCUUUAUCUUUAUGCAGAUCUUCCAAGUUGCCUCCGAUACCUGGCUCCGAUUUUGGGCUGCCGCUUCAGAGAAGCAUGAUGAUGAAUCUGCCUACACCGCUUUGGCCUUUGCCGCUGCCUCGACUCCUUCAUUCGCCUCUUCGGCCUCGAAUGUUGCCACCAAUGUCUCUGGAUUGCUCAUGUCGUUCGCUUGCCAAUACCGCGGUGACCACACCUAUUUUGGCGACAAUCCUAUUCGCGUCUGUCGUCAGGAGAUCUACGACGAUCGUCAACCUAUGAGUCCUUUGUCCGCCAUGAGCUACGAAUACCCUGUGCCCACUGGAUUCUCGACCUUUGAUCGCAAGCCUCGCAAGGGCCAAGUGGGGGAUCUCAACUUUUAUCUUGGAAUCUACGCUCUAUUGUCGUUUAUGUACAUCUUUACAAUCAUGUGUCGUCAAGCUGUCCAGUACAAGGGCUCAUUGGAUGCUUCCCGCUCGAUUCACCGCCGUCUCUUGUCGCAGAUCCUGAACUCGCCCGUCCGCUUUUUCGAUACCACACCUUUGGGUCGCAUCAUGAACCGCUUUACCAAGGAUAUCGAGACCAUUGAUCAGGAGGUUGCGCCAAUUGCCUCCAACUUGAUGUUCGACUUGCUGGGAACCCUGACUGUUGUCAUGGUCAUCACAUAUAUCACGCCUCAGUUCUUGUUCCCUGCAUUCCUGAUCUCGAUAAUGUUCGUCAUCAUGUCCACUCUUUAUCUCCGUUCGUCUCGUGAGCUGAAGCGUAUCGAGUCCAUCACAAAGUCGCCAAUUUUCUCGCACUUUGGAGAAUCUUUGUCUGGUGUGGCUACUAUUCGUGCCUAUGGCCAAGAGAAGCGCUUCCAGCACGAGAACCUCGAGCUGUUGGAUGAUCACAACCGCCCCUUCUUUUACCUCUGGGUCUGCAACCGUUGGCUCUCGAUUCGCGUGGAUGUGCUCAGUGCGCUCGUGUCGUUCUUUGCUGGACUUUUGAUUAUUAUCAACCGUGAUAACCUCGGUGCCCCUGCCGCUGGUCUCUCACUCUCGUACUCGCUCACGUUUACAGAUCACGUCCUCUGGUUGGUCCGACUAUACUCAAACAAUGAGAUGAACAUGAACUCUGUGGAGCGUGUCCGCGAAUAUAUGGAUCUACCUCAGGAGCCUCCAGCGGUCAUUGAGGACUCGCGCCCACCUCCAGGAUGGCCCAACAAUGGCGAGAUUACAGUCGAGAACUUGGUGAUGCAGUACUCUCCUGACGAUCCGCCAGUUAUCCGCGAUGUCUCUUUUCAUGUCAAGCCUAGAGAAAAGGUCGGCAUCGUCGGGCGAACGGGCGCUGGUAAAUCGACGCUUGCGGUGGCAUUCUUCCGAUUCAUGGAGAUGACAUCCGGCAAGAUCACGGUGGACGGUAUUGAUAUCUCAACUUUGGGUGUACAUGACCUGCGAUCAUCGCUGACGAUUAUUCCUCAGGAUCCUGUCUUGUUUAUUGGAACUAUUCGCACCAAUCUGGAUCCCUUCAAUGAACAUGACGAUGCUGCGCUGUGGGCAACCUUGAAGCGCGUGCACCUGAUCUCGGGAGAUGGCACGGAGUCGAAUUCUUUUGGAAACUUGGAUAGCGAAGUUCAGGAGAACGGCAAUAACUUUUCGCAGGGCCAGCGCCAGCUGAUCGGACUUGCCCGCGCCUUGUUGAAGCAGAGCAAGAUUAUUAUCCUGGACGAGGCAACGGCUUCCGUUGACCACGAGACUGACGCCCGCAUUCAGGCGACGAUCCGUGAGGAGUUUAAGGACUCGACGUUGUUGACGAUUGCGCAUAGGUUGAGGACGAUUAUUGAUUUUGACAAGGUCCUGGUGAUGGACCACGGACAGGUUGUGCAGUUUGAUACGCCUUGGAAUUUGAUCCGCAAGGACGGCAUCUUCAGAGGCAUGUGCCAGCGGUCGGGCGAGUUUGACCUCUUGGUGGAGAUGGCGACAACCGCGGAGAGGAAAGCAAGCAGUAGCAGAUCUUGAAUCAACUCCGUCAACCCCUUUAUUCCACUGCAUGGACAGCGCCUCCCCACUCAUUAACAUUUUGCAUAAAUUCACGACCACCAUUUAUUUUUUGUCAUUGUCACUUUUACGUUCUCAAAAGCAAUAAAUAUAUUUACAACACAGCUUGUGUUCGUGG
Gamsiella multidivaricata is the source of this 5443-nucleotide messenger RNA. RefSeq lists its product as uncharacterized. The record is from RefSeq and is a predicted model, not a curated record. Gene Ontology annotation, biological process: transmembrane transport. Bases 235 to 5286 code for a protein of 1683 amino acids. The transcript is spliced from 5 exons. Gene Ontology annotation, cellular component: fungal-type vacuole membrane; fungal-type vacuole. Gene Ontology annotation, molecular function: ATP binding; ABC-type peptide transporter activity; ATP hydrolysis activity. Lineage: Eukaryota; Fungi; Mortierellomycota; Mortierellomycetes; Mortierellales; Mortierellaceae.